UCAAAACCAGGAAGAGAAAUAAACCGCGUUGAUAACGCCCAAACAUGAUCCACCGACCUGGGGAUGUCGCUCAUACGUGCCAUUUUUGAUUUCAGCACAGAUUCUAAAAUUAAAUGUUUGUUUUGUUUUUAUUUAUAGUCUAUUUUUGUUGUUAUUGUGAAUCCUAGUCUGAAUCAACACAAGUAUGGGAAGAAAAAAGAUCUCCAUCACUCGGAUCAAUGAUGAGCGUAAUAGACAGGUCACGUUCACAAAGCGCAAGUUUGGCCUGAUGAAGAAAGCGUAUGAGCUGAGCGUGUUGUGUGACUGUGAGAUAGCGCUCAUCAUCUUCACAUCAAACAACAAGCUGUACCAGUAUGCAAGCUCAGAUAUGGACAAGGUGCUCCUCAAGUACACCGAGUACAACGACACCGUUGUCUCCCAGACCAACAAGGAUAUUGUUGAGAUGUUGACAAAGAAAGGCGAUGAGAAAGGAGAUAUGGAUGACGAUGAUUACACCCUCACGCCACAGACUGAUGCCGCCUACAAGAAAAUAGAUGAGCAGUACGCCAAGGUCAUGAGCGGUCAGAACGUGCAGUUUGGAGCUGUUCAUCCGCAGACUGGUGUGAUGCCCGUGUCCAUGCCAGUACCCAACAUGGCAGCGUUCACCCAGGGUCAGACGUUCUCGGGCGACCUCACAGGUGGGGGGGCAUCAAACAUUGUGCUCCUCCAGCCAUCGGGGACCACCUCGCUACAGGCAACCCAUGUCAGACCCUCACCUAGCCCGGAUGUUGGCCAGGGGCAUCCCAGUGUGUCCCCCACCCCCCAGUCUAGAAGCCCUGCCCCAACCCCCGUCAUGCUACACCAGAACCGAACCAGCACCGACUCUGAACCAUCGUCCAAGACCAGACCAGCACUGCGAGUUAUCAUACCACCUAAGGAGACCACUCAGAAACAGCCCAACACAGCUUUAGAGACACCGGUAGUUUCAAUGCAGACCCCCAGCGGAACAGGCAUCCCAUCAGCCCUUCUACAAAGUGGAUUGAAUACAGCGGAUCUGGAAAGGUUAAUGGAGCCGCUGAUAUCGCAGAUGCAGAUGUCUGGACAGAUGAGUGUGGGGCCUCUCACUGCAGCUGUACAGGCGUCAGGGCUCUUCUCUAAUGCUGGAUUGACCCUGACGCCCAACAGUUCUGGUCAGCUUCAGUUCCCACUGAUCAACCUGUCCAGUUUGAAAGGUCAGCUCGAUAGAAACGUUAAGAUGGAACCAACAUCUGCGGACACUAUGGGGGGAGGGACGGCCACGAUCUUCUCCACGGCAGGGGCAAUGGGCGUGCCCACAUCUACUAUAACCCUGCCAGCCUCGAUGUUACAGGGAAUGCAGGUCCCAGUUAUGUUGUCCAAUGCCCAGACAAUCCAGCUAGCUACGAGUACGGAUGCUAACACAGAUGAACAAGAUGACGAGCCGUCGCCGAAACGCCCACGCACCAGCCAGGGCGACACGUGAUAAGACGCCCCAACCACUAAAAUACAUCAGCACUCAUUGUACAUAGUUCUCUUUCACUUACUCACACACUGUACAUAGACGUUUUUUUAUGAAGUGUAUUUUACGAUGCCAUGUUACGAUCUUAAUAUUUAUGUGUCUUUGAACCAUGACAAGCAGAUAUAGGUCUUAAUAGUUCAUUUUUCAGUUUAUGCUUCACACCAGAUAUGGUUUACAUAUACUUUUGAUUGUACCCAUGACCUUAAAAUGCUGUCACAUUAUUGGAAGCACCAUUUAAUUUUCAGUAACAGGCAAUAAUGACGUCAUAUUUACUGCUUAUAUAAUAAUUACAAUAAGAAGGAGACCUAUUUUUGCUUGUUGCGGUUUGUUUGUUAAGAGAUCGUAUAGGCCGAUCUGACUCCAGGCCCAUGUGUGUUUGACAAUGAAAUGUUGUGAUUGGAUCCAAAUAGAAGGACUCUGAAUCAUUUUGUCAUCAUUUACCAAAAAGAGAUGCACAUGUUUUACUUACAAUUUUAUCUGCUUGAUUUUAACUUGUUAUCAUUCAUUGCUGUACACCUUAUGAAAGGUUCUUAAUAGCUAAAAUGCCAUAGAUUUUCAUUCCUCAUUACAUAAAAACCAUGUGAUUUUUUUGUACCAUAUUUACAAUUGAUAUAUAUUUACUUCAAUUAAAAACUUAAUUAUAGUCAUUAACAUGAUAUUCAUACAAUUUUUCAAAUAUUUGUCAAAGUGUAAGGGUUAGAGGUAUUAGUUGUAGAAUUGGCCUUUUACAUUAAUAUAAGCCUUAUGAAAAUAAGUUUCAGGUAUGGAAGUACACCUUGCAAGAAAUUGCAAAUAUUUUGGAAACAACAUUGCCACUGUUUUGCAUCGCAUGUUUAAAUUGAUCUGCAUUUUUGUAAUUACAUUAAAGCACUAUGAAAUCCACUCAUUUGAGAACUGAAAUUCACAUUGGGUCGGUCAUUUUAGAGAUUUGUUCAACUAUGAUUUUAGACUAAUGAUUUGUUAAUGUCUUGUUGUUAUGGAUAGUUAUGUAUGAUACAUUUAUCAUGAUUGUGUCUUUUAAUGUUACGUUUUUUUAUCAAUUGAGAAUGUUUUGAAUUGUUGUAUAGAAGUCACAUUUAUAAGACUGUCCAAAUCAUGUACAUUGUAGGUGUUGAAAGAGUUGAUCAAGACUCGCAGUAACACACUCGUUUACUUGAAACACUGUUGUAUUAUCAUUGAAAUGAUUAAGUAUUACUUGUCCAAAUUAAUUACUUGCAUCAGUUCAAUGAUCAUUUUCAUUGGCUUGUUUAUCCUUUAUGCUUAUAUUACCAAGAUAAUUUGAUGAUUUUAAUAAUAACGUGGAAAUCUGUGUAGUGUCCAUGCCAUUAAAAUAGAUUAGAUUAAAAGUACAAGUCCUAACACUUACACCACUGCUGGGCAUCAUAUAAUCUAAUAAGCCCCAGACAUGUAGCAAGUUCAGAAAGGAUUUUAUUAGUGCAGAUCUUAAAACCUUGUGCUUAUUUCGUCUACUGGAGCCCCAAAAGCUCUUGUCAUGCUGUAUUAAAAUAGGCAUCAUGUGAUUUGCCAUAUAAGUACCAUCAAAACAAUCUACAGUUGUAACAUUAUGUAUAGUCUGAAAGCUUGUUUUCGAUAGCAAAGUCCACUUGUUAAAGCCCACUUACUAUUAAUUCACCAACAUUUCACCAAUGCAAUACAAGACCUUUCUGCCUUAUUUCAUAGUUUGUUUCAUGGUUUGUUGACAUUUUUAUUGUGGUUGAUCUCUAUGCAUUUUGAGUGAGUCUUGGCCUUUAUAUUUGGCAUCAGCUUUGGUAUACUUAAAAAAAGAAAUAUGAUAGGACAUCACAACGAUGUAACAUAGUAUGUGCAUAGCAUGGAGUUAUCAGAAAAUGUGCUUCAUUCUCUGUUCUAAGAGAAUGGCUGUAAUGUUUGAUGGCAAUAGGACCAUAAGCAUUGCUGGAAGAUGCUUGAUCUCACACAAAUCACUACAUAGUACUCCUUAAUAGUUUUGGUUUUUCUUGAUUUCAACAUGGUUUUUGUUUAAUGAGUUGUGGGUUUAAUUUACUGUGUGGUGUAUUCUUACUCGAGUGUAAAUUGUUCUGUAUUUCUUUCACAAAAAAAUGCUGCUCUACUUUUCAAUCAAAGUAAUUUAUAUGUGGUUUCUCUCUCACCUUGUUAUGCCUGUUGUCAGUAAAAAGUACACUUAAUGAUUUAAAACAAGUAUAUUUGUGCAUACUUUCAUCCAGUGGUAUACAUAUCCAUAUUUAAACUUGUCUGGAGGUUUUAAGAAAAUGAGUGUAGGUAUUAUGAUAGCCUUUGUUCAGUUGUCAUUUUUAUUUUACCUAAACCAGAAAUUAGAGAGACCUGACUCACCAUCUUGUAGGUUAUUGUUGAAAUCUUACCAAGAAAAUCUAUAUGGUAUGUUUUGUAUGUUAGUAUCGAAGUGCUUCAUGAUCAUUGCACCAAAAUUGUAAAACUAAUAUAGGAAAAGCCUCUAUCUGAAUGAUGACGGUAAAGUCUAUUAUACAUUUCUCAUCUAUGACAUCAAGGGCUGAUUGUUCAGAACUUUAUUACUAUUGUUAAUAUAUUUCUGAACAUUCGGCCCAAUAUGAAAGUGCUUUAAUCAAUGUCAUAAACAUUCACACAAUUGUACAUUGAUUUUCUGUAUUCAAACUUUCUACAGCAUCCAAGAUUAAUUAUGUUUUUGAAUGGAUUGGUCUGUAAUAUAACAUUUUUAUCUGUACAUUUUGACUGUUUUGUAUAUUUUAUUUUUAUGUAGAUUCAUAUCAUAUUAAAUUCUUGAGAAAGUU
This is a messenger RNA of Mya arenaria, 4284 nucleotides long. RefSeq names its product myocyte-specific enhancer factor 2-like. The transcript is spliced from 10 exons. The coding region runs from base 185 to 1480 and encodes 431 amino acids. Gene Ontology annotation, biological process: cell differentiation; positive regulation of transcription by RNA polymerase II. The record is from RefSeq and is a predicted model, not a curated record. Lineage: Eukaryota; Metazoa; Mollusca; Bivalvia; Myida; Myidae. Gene Ontology annotation, molecular function: RNA polymerase II cis-regulatory region sequence-specific DNA binding; DNA-binding transcription factor activity, RNA polymerase II-specific; histone deacetylase binding.